Molecule: messenger RNA, 2270 nt
Organism: Oncorhynchus mykiss (rainbow trout)
Lineage: Eukaryota; Metazoa; Chordata; Actinopteri; Salmoniformes; Salmonidae
Source: RefSeq, a predicted model, not a curated record
CCUAGUGGAAAGAGGGGAACCGGCCAGGCAGAGACAGCAAGGGCGGUUCGUUGCUCCAGAGCCUUUCCGUUCUCUUUAUAUUUUUGUUCAGUGUAUGAUUCAAGAGAAGUGACUGGCCUGGUAUUAGGAGUGUGCUUCACUUGGAUUUGGUUUAUAUCAAGCUUCAGAAGCCUGGAGUAUGGUACGUCACUGAUGUCUUACCUGGAGUAUGGUACGUCACUGAUGUCUUACCUGGAGUAUGGUACGUCACUGAUGUCUUACCUGGAGUAUGGUACGUCACUGAUGUCUUACCUGGAGUAUGGUACGUCACUGAUGUCUUACCUGGAGUAUGGUACGUCACUGAUGUCUUACCUGGAGUAUGGUACGUCACUGAUGUCUUACCUGGAGUAUGGUACGUCACUGAUGUCUCACCUGGAGUAUGGUACGUCACUGAUGUCUCACCUGGAGUAUGGUACGUCACUGAUGUCUCACCUGGAGUAUGGUACGUCACUGAUGUCUUACCUGGAGUAUGGUACGUCACUGAUGUCUCACCUGGAGUAUGGUACGUCACUGAUGUCUCACCUGGAGUAUGGUACGUCACUGAUGUCUUACCUGGAGUAUGGUACGUCACUGAUGUCUCACCUGGAGUAUGGUACGUCACUGAUGUCUUACCUGGAGUAUGGUACGUCACUGAUGUCUCACCUGGAGUAUGGUACGUCACUGAUGUCUUACCUGGAGUAUGGUACGUCACUGAUGUCUCACCUGGAGUAUGGUACGUCACUGAUGUCUUACCUGGAGUAUGGUACGUCACUGAUGUCUCACCUGGAGUAUGGUACGUCACUGAUGUCUUACCUGGAGUAUGGUACGUCACUGAUGUCUCACCUGGAGUAUGGUACGUCACUGAUGUCUUACCUGGAGUAUGGUACGUCACUGAUGUCUUACCUGGAGUAUGGUACGUCACUGAUGUCUUACCUGGAGUAUGGUAUGUCACUGAUGUCUUACCUGGAGUAUGGUACGUCACUGAUGUCUUACCUGGAGUAUGGUACGUCACUGAUGUCUUACCUGGAGUAUGGUACGUCACUGAUGUCUCACCUGGAGUAUGGUACGUCACUGAUGUCUUACCUGGAGUAUGGUACGUCACUGAUGUCUUACCUAGAGUAUGGUAUGUCACUGAUGUCUUACCUGUACCACCUUACUACCUGUUUAAGCCACGGCUACUUUGUAUUGACUAGAGCUGCCUGUAGAAGUACCAAAUCAAAGGUUUUAAGACACCGGGCUGAACAUCAAUGAUGACGUGCCGAAGUCAGACGUAAACAAGGAGUACUACAAACAAUAUGGAGAGAGACGUAUGGAGGGGGAGAGGAGGCUGCAGCCCUGUUAUUUCUGUGAUCACAUAUUCAACAGCCAGUGUUUUCCCCUGUUACCUCCCUCAUCUCCCAACUCCCUUUGCCCCCAGAUAGGGAACUCUGACAGGACACGGCCAGAGGGUCUCCUGGGUAAGGCCCCCUGCUCCAGUGAGAUGCUGCUGAAGCUGGCCCUAUUACAAGAGGAAUAGACCCCACAUCUGCUCCUUCUGGGUGAAUGGAGAGUGCAAGAGAGGAGUGUCCCUACAGGCACGAGAGGCCCACAGACCCAGACAAUCCCCUGGCAGACUAGAACAUUAUGGACCGUUACUAUGGUUCCAACGACCCUGUGGCUGACAAGCCGAGGAUACCAUACUCGAUGAAUCGCUUCUACCAGUUUGGGGAGAUCUGGACCACCACCAUCGUCCAGAAGCAGCAGUGUGCCUUCAUCCAAUUUGCCACAUGGCAGGCGGCUGAGCUCGCCGCUUAGAAGUCCUUCAACAAGCUCAUUAUCAACCAUGGACGCAGGCUUACCGUCAAGUGGGGCAGGUAAGAGAUCAAGAGGAGAGGAACAGAAAGUACUGCAUGUCCCUCCUUUCUAACCAGAUGGGGACAACCCUGUACGAUGGGGCAGAGUGUAAGACUUGCUGACUUAUUGGGUAUUUGGGCUCCAUGUGACAGUCUACCUAGUAAUCCUGUACUGCAAUGAGUUGUGACUGGCCAGGUCCCAGGCAGCCAGAGGGAAGGAGGCCAUCAAGGACAGGGUCAGUGAGAUGGGAACCAAACUGGACCCUGUACCAGGACUGCCUGGAGGUUUUGGUGGUCCUGUUUCACAUGGGUUCCAUGGGUCCCCCUCUUCCCCCUUCAUGGGUAUGAGAUCCCCAGGACACAUCCACUACCCUUCCCAGGAUCUCCAGCGCAUGGGAGCCCAUGCUGCCCGCCACGGCG